UAUAACACAUGUGUUUCAAUGUUAUUUCAAUCAUUCAAUUAUUGACUGAUUGUUUGGAUUAUUACUAAUACCGUCGGUAAUCAUCCCGUGUGGCCACUAAUAACCUAACAAUAAUGUCAAACUGGGCUCAACUACAGCAACAGCUAAGGCAUCCGUCAAAUCCGGUCGUAUUUUUUGAUAUAACAAUCGGCAGUACCGAAGUUGGCCGCAUGAAAAUGGAACUAUUCUCGGAUGUAGUACCGAAAACGGCCGAAAAUUUCAGACAGUUCUGUACCGGAGAGUACAAACGUGACGGCGUUCCCAUUGGUUUCAAAUCGGUUACAUUUCAUCGGGUAAUCAAAGACUUUAUGGUACAGUCGGGAGACUUUGUUAACAAUGACGGCACCGGUAUUAUGUCCAUUUUCGGUGGCGGCAAGUUUCCCGAUGAAAACUUUAUGCUCAAACACGACGCUCCGGGACUACUGUCGAUGGCCAACAGCGGUAAAGACACUAAUGGUUGCCAAUUCUUCAUUACGUGCGCUAAAUGCGAUUUUCUUGACAACAAACACGUAGUUUUCGGACGUGUAAUAGACGGUAUGCUUGUGAUGAGAAAGAUCGAAAAUGUACCGACGGGUCCAAACAAUAAGCCAAAGAUACCGGUGCUUAUCUCACAGUGCGGCGAAAUGUAGUAAUCGGGAUGUGCGGCCACCACCACUACCACCAUCACUGUCAUCACCAGCUACAACAACAGCACCGGGUCUUUAUAUGCGCCCCCGAUAUGUCA
Oppia nitens is the source of this 763-nucleotide messenger RNA. RefSeq names its product peptidyl-prolyl cis-trans isomerase H-like. Gene Ontology annotation, cellular component: intracellular membrane-bounded organelle. Gene Ontology annotation, biological process: protein peptidyl-prolyl isomerization. The record is from RefSeq and is a predicted model, not a curated record. NCBI's taxonomy places the organism in Eukaryota, Metazoa, Arthropoda, Arachnida, Sarcoptiformes, Oppiidae. The transcript has 5 exons. Bases 114 to 668 code for a protein of 184 amino acids. Gene Ontology annotation, molecular function: peptidyl-prolyl cis-trans isomerase activity.